Molecule: messenger RNA, 4141 nt
Organism: Bombyx mori (domestic silkworm)
Lineage: Eukaryota; Metazoa; Arthropoda; Insecta; Lepidoptera; Bombycidae
Gene: Uba5
Product: ubiquitin-activating enzyme E1-like protein
Exons: 9
Coding region: 103-1284 (393 amino acids)
Biological process (GO): protein ufmylation
Cellular component (GO): cytoplasm; cytosol
Molecular function (GO): UFM1 activating enzyme activity
Source: RefSeq, a predicted model, not a curated record
AUGAGACGUCACCUUGACGUUGACGGAUAGCACUAAAUCUUCGAACUUUGUUGGUCUUGGUGAAAAUUUCUAUAGCAGGUUUAGUGGUAAAUUUAUGUGAAAAUGGCUUCAGUGGAUGAAUUGCAGAAGAAAAUAAAAGAGCUUGAGGCUAAAUUAGCCGCAGUUGAAGCAAAAGGAGGUCCAAUGCGGCAGAAAAUUGAAGUUAUGUCGUCCGAAGUAGUGGAUUCUAAUCCCUACAGUCGUUUAAUGGCUCUCAAAAGGAUGGGCAUUGUAAACAACUAUGAACAGAUCCGUGAGAAGACUGUAGCUGUAGUUGGUGUGGGAGGUGUCGGUAGUGUGACUGCUGAAAUGCUGACUAGAUGUGGAAUUGGGAAGCUUAUCCUCUUUGACUACGACAAAGUAGAACUUGCCAACAUGAACCGGCUGUUCUUCCAGCCUCACCAAGCAGGGCUCAGCAAGGUGGAUGCAGCUGCUGCCACAUUACAGAACAUUAACCCUGAUGUCACCAUUGAUGCUUACAACUAUAAUAUCACAACUGUUGAUAACUUUCAAAAGUUCUGCGAUACAAUUAGUAAGGGUAGUUUAACCGGUGGCACCGUUGACCUAGUCCUUAGCUGCGUGGACAACUUCGAAGCUCGCAUGGCCAUCAAUACAGCUUGCAAUGAACUCGAUCAGAAGUGGUUUGAGUCUGGUGUUAGUGAGAAUGCUGUCUCUGGACACAUACAAUUCAUUUCACCUGGGGAGUCGGCUUGUUUCGCCUGCGCUCCUCCGCUGGUGGUGGCCACUAAAGUAGACGAACGCACGCUGAAGCGGGAGGGAGUGUGUGCGGCCAGUCUACCGACCACCAUGGGGAUCGUCGCGGGAUUCCUUGUACAAAACACUCUGAAGUAUCUAUUGGAGUUCGGUAAUGUCACCCACUACCUGGGAUACAGCGCGCUCACCGAUUUCUUCCCCACGAUGAGUUUGAAGCCCAACCCCACGUGCGACGACGCGUCGUGCCGCGCGCGCCAGGAGCAGCGCCGCCUGCAGCCGCGUGUGGAGCUCGCCGCCGAGGUCACCGAGGACUGCGGACCAGUGCACCAGGACAACGACUGGGGGAUAAGCGUACUCGAGGAGAACAGUCCCGCGGACGAGGACUGCCCGGGGCUGAAGCUUGUGGACGGAGUCCAGGUGGCGUACAGUAUCCCGGUGGAUAGCAGCACCCCGGAGUCCAGCACGGGCGGCGCCGUGGCCGCCUCGGAGCUGUCGCUGGAGGACCUCAUGCAGCAGAUGAAGACGAUGUAGACUGCUCAACCGACCACCGCGAACUGUUGCUCCAACAUCGACCCGGGACGUGAAUUGUACCGACAUAUCGUAGAGCGCGGAGUGACGUCAUCAUUAACACGUCACUAUUGUCACUACAUAGUAUAAAACAAAGUCGCUUUCUCUGUCCCUAUAUCUGUCUGUCCCUAUGUAUGCUUAAAUCUUUAAAACUACGCAACAGAUUUUGAUGCGGAUUUUUUUUAAUAGAUGGAGUGAUUGAAGAGGAAGGUUUAUAUGUAUAAUAACAUCCAUUAAACAGUGGAGAAAUCAAUAAUAAAUUACAGUUUCCGAAGCGAAGCGAGGGCGAGUUGUUAGAGGUCGCUAGUUGUUAAUAAACCGCUAGACUCGAAGAGUGCGAGAAUCUAUAUCACACGUACAGUUGUGUUUAUUCAUUAAGUUCCACCAGCCUCGUAACAAGUUCUGUAGUGGCUCGCGCAGUCAAUGUGUGAUUGUGUCAAUAUUUACAGAACUUCAAAUAAAAACUUGAAAUUUUCAAGUUUGUGAUUGUACCAUGUGAGGUCGCGAUUGACAAUGUAUUGAUAAAUAAACAGAUUGACGCGCUAUUCCGAAUAUAAACUGAUACAGAACAGUAAUAAACAUUUCAAUAUACCACAUAUAUAAAUUGUGUGUAUAUUUUAAAUGUAAUUUAUAAAUACCUAAUUUGAAUAUUUAAUACAAUUAUUUGAAAAUAAAUUUUUGAAGUGAAACUUCCUUAUCGGCGUUGGAAAAAAAUUUACCGUCACAUUUUUCGGUUACGCGUCACUUUUUUCCGUUACGCGCCAUCUGUUUUGUAUUCAUGUCUAUGAUAAUAAAAUCCUUUUGUUUAAACUUUAUCUAAUUUAACUUUUUUGUAUUCAUGUCUAUGAUAAUAAAAUCCUUUUGUUUAAACUUUAUCUAAUUUAACUUUAUUUAACCAAUUUCUAGAAAGUUGCAUGUAGAUCAUUUUUCGAAAAAUAAGGCCAUAAACAAGUUUCACUUCUUACGUGUGUACACUAGUACACGCACACAUUUUAUUAUUCGAUGAUUAUUACAAAAUAUAUACCCAUAAAAUUCAAUGUUGGAGCAACACUAUAUUAAAAUGGAAUAUCCUAUUGUAUUCUGUAUGUAAAUGUUGUCUUCUGUAUACGUAGAUUGAUAUAAUAUAGAGGUGUGUUUUUAUAAACGCUAUGCCGGAGACUGCAAGUGGUUUUCAAAUAAAAAUAUAUUUAAUGAUGCCAAAUUAAUAAAAAAAUAUUUAUAUAAAAACAACAUCCUUUGUUGCCGAUCUAGAUCUGGGUUAAAUCUCACUUUUUUUGCUAUCGUUGCUCUGGCUUCGCUUCUUUUUACGCAAUAUCGCACGUAUUCAAACCUCUCAAUAAGAUAUAAAAUUAGUUUCAUGUAAUUAUCGGAUUCCACCAUCCUGAAUAACUUUACUACCUUCUUAGUUAUGGACGAAUUAAUUGUAUAUAAAUUCGCGACUGACAUAGGCCCAAUAAUGUAGUGAAAUAAUAAAUUUCAUUAAAUUCAAAACUAUAUGUCUACUGAGUAUACAGUCUGUGAAAAGACUACGUGAAAUUUGAAAAAUUUGAAAACUUGGUAUGCGAAUUUCAAUAUCUAAAAGUAGAAUUCGCUAAAAUGUGUUUAUUUAGCUUCGCCUGUAGUAGGUAGGAUAGCCGCCUCCGAGCCGCCUCAGCGUCGCGAGCGAUGCCGAUGUUUGCUGGCGGCGCGCUGCCUCGUGUAAUGUUACAAAUGUUAAAUUCCAAUUACGACAAUAAGAAUAUCAAACGAACUACAUUAGAGCACAAAUUUGAUUGUUAUAAAAUUGUUUGUAUAUAUAUUGAUGUGUUUUGUCGUAUCGCGUCGGAAGUUCUUCGAUAUAACGACGGUGCUUUUUUUUAUUUUAUUUUUAUAUUCUCGUGUCUAAGUUUACUUAAGAUGUGUGUAAGUCCCACACUUAAAAUAUAUUUUUUAUUUCCUUCGUUGUGAUUAAUAUAUUUUAUAUACUUUUGUACAUGUUGUAAUGUAAUGCGCUUGCUAAAUGUAAUUUACAUAAUUGUAAGUUUUUGUAUGCUUUUUUAAUGAAAGCGUAAUUUUUUGUAACAGCUUCUGAAUGUGGUUGUGCUAUGUAAUUGAAUAAGAAGUUACUAGAUAGACGCCAAGCUUUUUUUUUAUCUGUAAGUACACGAUUCUCUGUAAACAUCGGUCUAUGGUGUAGAUUAGUCUUGCCUUAAACUUUUUGUCAUCAGUUAUAAGCAACAGUUAUAAGCAACGUUUAUCAUUAUUUUUAUUGAAUUAUUUCAUUUAUAUUAAUUUUAAUUAAUUUCAUUUUUGAGACCGUAAACUUAUUCAGUUAAAGAAAUAUAUAGAGAUAUGAAUAUAUAUAUAGAAAAAAGUAGUAUGAGGUCCUCAUGCAGCUUGGCGUUAGUGAAAUUGGUCACAAAAUGCUAUUUUAUUUCGUGACAGCGGAUGCGCGUGAAACUAAACAUUCCGGCUUGUGAAUUGUGUACGCUUAAAUUAUAUAAAGUAACAACAAUAUAAUAACUAUUAUAUCAAAGUAUUGAAUGUUAAUAAGUAUAUAAAAAGGCAAUUUUUUUUUUCUUUUCCAUUCGUUAUUUUAUUAUUUCAGCCAUUUGGUUACGAUGUUCUAGUGCUUAUAAACGAAAACAAUGAAUCAAUAAAAUUGAUGUCUUGUGUUUUUAUAAAUUGAAUUUGGUGUAUUUAAUCUUUAAAAAUACUAAACUGAAAUAUUAAUUUAUAUUUUAUAUUAUUGUUAAUUUAGCUAAGAUUAAAAAUAUCAAAAUGUGAAAUAGAGAAAAUAUGAUGUAUAUUAUGUGUAAUUAAAUAAUGUCCUUUAAAAUAA